ACUAUUAUGUACAAGUCGCCGCUGCUACAUGAAACUUUUCUCCACUUCCAUUUUGCGUGUGUUUCUUGACAACACAUUCAACUUUAAAGGAGGAGGAGGAGGAAGGAGUUUCCAAGUCUUUCCUGGAAAGGUUUUCUGAGCUUACAGCACAGCUGACGGGAGCAAAGCGUCACGUUUCGAAGGAUUUGCCUAUAAAUUGCGGCGAGGGGGAGAGAUCAUCCAUCCAUCCAGCUUCAAUCUUCUCGAAAACGAGCAAAUCCGAGAAGAAAAUGGCCGCGUUUUACAAGCUUGCAAUUCUUGUUCUUCUUGUUUGUCUCGACGCCACUGCUGAUGCGAGGAAGUGGAGUCCCAAGAAGCCACCGGCGGUUCCCCCAAUGGUCUUUGGCGCCAUCUUUUGCGACCGAUGCAUGGACAAGACCUUCUCGUUCGCAACCAUCGCCAUUCCAAACGUGACCGCGAUCAUCCGGUGCGGUGACUUCCAGGCAUCCAACACCACCUCCGAGUUUGGCGUCUUCACCAUCGCGCUGCCGCUAGAGGUGGGCACCUCUCCCGCGAAGCUGGCGUCUUGCUCUGUCAAGGUGGCCAGCGAUUUCUCCAGAGUCGAGGGCGAUCUCGGCACUUGCAACACUCCCGUCAAGUUCCAGUUCCAGCCUUGGAGCCCGCCAUCGCCACCAUCGAUGCCCGCAUUUCAGUCGUCGCUCAAAAUUGCCCGUCCAUGGCCCUUCUACAGCGCUGGGCCUUUCUUCUUCCAGCCGCCGGAACCUCUUCCAUCCUGCAACGAGAAUCCUUUCCGCCAUCCAAAACCAGCAGUAGCCGAUGAUCAGGGCUCGAGCGCGGCUCCCCCUCCACACCCUGCUUUUCCAGGAUUUGGAAACUUCCCACCAUUCUUUCCUGGAGCAAUUCCUCCGGUAGAUCACUCCACUGCCAACAAGGCGGCUCCUCCACACCCGGUUUUCGGAUAUCCACCAUUCGCAUUUCCUCCUCCAAGCCCGAAACCAGAACCACACGGCUCUAACAAGGCGGCUCCUCCUCCACACUCGACUCCAUUCCCAGGAUUUGCGUGGUUUCCAGGAGCAUUCCCUCCACAUCCAAGCUCCAGCAAACCCGGGAGCGCUCCGCCAAAGCAUGGAUCGCCCUCCGCUCAAGCACCGCCACCUUUUCACGGAACCAAGAAGCAUCAUCACCAAUAAAAGCUCUGCAUUUAGAACUAUGGACAUCAAAGAAA
Molecule: messenger RNA, 1225 nt
Organism: Selaginella moellendorffii
Lineage: Eukaryota; Viridiplantae; Streptophyta; Lycopodiopsida; Selaginellales; Selaginellaceae
Product: leucine-rich repeat extensin-like protein 3
Exons: 2
Coding region: 270-1190 (306 amino acids)
Source: RefSeq, a predicted model, not a curated record